AUGGACAUGCCGGAGGAUGAGUCGCUGUUAAAGAACCGGACGGAACACGGGCAGGAGCCAAGCCGGGGGGCAGCGCGCCCUGCAUGGGCAGUCACAGCGCUGGCCAGCGUGCUGAUCCUCACUACUGUGGUGGAUGUCCUGGGAAACCUGCUAGUCAUCGUGUCCGUGCUAAGGAACCGUAAACUACGGAAUGCCGGAAAUGUCUUUGUGGUGAGCCUGGCCUUCGCUGACUUGCUGGUUGCAUUCUACCCCUACCCUAUGGUGUUGUACGCCAUCUUCCAUGAUGGCUGGUCACUGGGCGAGACCCAGUGCAAGGUGAGUGGCUUCCUGAUGGGCUUGAGCGUCAUUGGCUCCAUCUUCAACAUAACAGGCAUUGCCAUCAACCGCUACUGCUACAUCUGCCACAGCUUCAGCUAUGACAAGCUGUACAGCUACCGCAACACGCUGCUGCUGGUUGCAAUGAUCUGGCUGCUGACAGUCAUAGCCAUCGUGCCCAAUUUCUUUGUCGGCUCACUGCAGUACGACCCACGCGUCUACUCAUGCACAUUUGCACAAACAGUCAGCACGUCCUAUACCAUCACAGUGGUGGUCAUCCAUUUCUUUGUGCCCAUUGCUGUGGUCACUUUCUGCUACCUGCGCAUCUGGAUCCUGGUCAUCCAAGUGAGGCGGAGAGUAAAGUCAGAGGUCAGCUCCCGCAUCAAGCCCAGUGACCUGAGGAACUUCAUCACUAUGUUUGUGGUAUUUGUGCUGUUUGCUAUUUGUUGGGCACCACUCAACUUCAUUGGGCUUGCUGUUGCUAUCAACCCUGAAACAGUGGCACCUCAAAUCCCAGAGUGGCUUUUUGUGGUCAGCUACUUUAUGGCUUACUUCAACAGUUGCCUUAAUGCCAUAAUCUAUGGUCUGCUGAACCAGAACUUCCGCAGGGAGUACAAGAGGAUCGUCAUGUCUGUGUGGAUGCCACACCUCUUCUUCCAAGAAACAUCUCGAGGGGGCACUGAGGGCAUGAAGAGCAAACCCUCACCAGGACUCAAUAACAAUGAGCAAGUAAAGGGAGAAUCUAUGUGACAUUCUUUUUCUCUUCUUCCAUCUCCUAGUCCUGGGGUCGGCAACCUUUAUUGACGAAAGAGCCACAGUUGGCCAAAAAAGAGAAAAAAUGUUGAAAUGGAGACGCAAACCUUAUUUUAACCCUUACAAUGAAGAUAAAACAGCCUACUAAGUCUAAAUUAGCCUACCAGCAUUACUAAUAGGUCAUAAUGAGCAUUUGUUGAUAUGAUUUUGUCAGAAAGCAGCAAGGACCAAGUGUAAAUGAAAGGCUGGACAGAAAUAUCUCACGAGAUUUGGAAUCAAAAGCUAAACUUGCUAGACUUGAAGUUGGCAAAAUUUUGGGGUUGAAGCCAGACCUUGGACUUUUGUAAGCAAUGAUGCACAUAUAAGUUGACUAGUUUAAAAAAAAUGUUUAAAUGUCAUAUAAAAGCUGCACAUUUUUCCAAUCGAAGAACACAAAUUACUUUGGGUCAACAGGGCCUACACCAAUGUUAAAUAAAAAAUAAAUAAAUGUUUCAUUUAUUGUAUAAAUGUUUUGAUCACAGCCACAAGGAGCCACUGUAGAUGGCCUAAAGAGCCACAUGUGGCUCUGGAGCCGCAGGUUGCCGACCCCUGUCCUAGUCCCUUCUCUUACCAUGUUCACUUGUACCGUGCCAUCAACUUUAUUUUCUACUGUACCAAAGCAAUGAACUAUGGAAAUACACAUAGAGUGACCAACAGUGAGUGAGACAAAUUGAAUUUUUAAAAAAGGGAUUUAAAAAAAAAGGCCUAUUGAAUACAAUAGCUGUUAUCCAUUGUUUUUUAAGAGUGCCAUUUGUGAAACCUAAGGGUUAUCAAUUUCAGUUAGCACUGAUUUUAUCUGAAAAAGUCAACAUAUCCUCUUACCCAAAUGACAGAAUUGGUUGUUUGGGAAUGUCUCUUAAAAUGACAUAUAUGACGUUCCAUUAACCACUCUGAACAGUGGGAGUUUUAAACGUGUGACUGUUUUGUUUACGUGGCUGUUGUGAAACAGAACUGCUUGGUUAUGUUUAUGCAACAACUAUUACUUGGUUGGUUUUAGGAAAAGACAAUCUGACAUUGUUGUGUUGCAUGAUGUCACGUAAUAUCAUGUCACUUAACCGCAAAACAAAACCAGCAGGUAGGUUAAAAAACUCAACGUCACCUGUUUUGUUUCAAAUUGAACACAAAUAACUGUUUCCUGGGUUCUUUGACACAUCCAUUGCUCUCUCACUCCGUCACCUCACUUUUUGUUUUACACCUGUCAUAAUUACUACAGCCACUUUAAGUUGACACUUUAUUACAAAAACAUAAAUAUGGGUUAGGAUCAUAGUGAUCAUAAAUAAUGGAUGUAUUCACUGUGACAUCACCCACUUGUAUGUGGACUGCCUUUUUACCUGAGUUCAGUGUUACGACUGUCACCAUCUUGCUUUACGUCCAUCGCCAGCAUUGAAGCAUUUUUGAAACCGGGAAAAAAACAUAU
Molecule: messenger RNA, 2524 nt
Organism: Centropristis striata (black sea bass)
Lineage: Eukaryota; Metazoa; Chordata; Actinopteri; Perciformes; Serranidae
Product: melatonin receptor type 1B-B-like
Exons: 3
Coding region: 1-1065 (354 amino acids)
Biological process (GO): G protein-coupled receptor signaling pathway
Cellular component (GO): membrane
Molecular function (GO): melatonin receptor activity
Source: RefSeq, a predicted model, not a curated record